Messenger RNA from Dicentrarchus labrax (European seabass), 10240 nucleotides. RefSeq names its product myosin X, like 1 (gene myo10l1). Gene Ontology annotation, molecular function: ATP binding; protein binding; cytoskeletal motor activity. Gene Ontology annotation, cellular component: cytoskeleton; myosin complex. The record is from RefSeq and is a predicted model, not a curated record. Gene Ontology annotation, biological process: signal transduction. Lineage: Eukaryota; Metazoa; Chordata; Actinopteri; Moronidae.
CAAGCUCAUUCUGCCCCCGGACUCACAGCCUCACACACAUACACGCACACAUCCAAACACACAUAUACACACAUACACACAUACACUGUAACACUAUAACGAGGCAGGCCUGUUACACCUGGGCUCUUCAAUUAGCGCUCCUCCGACGGAUCCCUUGCGUGGACAUUGUUAAUGUUCCAUCAGCCUCCUUGGAUUUUUCUCAUGUGGCUUUUUUUGCGCAUAAAGCCCGGACGCUGCUGAGGUGUGUGUGUCUGUAUGUGUGUGUGUGUGUGUGUGUGAGAGAGAGAGAGAGAGAGAGAGAGAGAGAGAGAGAGAGAGAGAGCAAUUGAGCCAUUUCGGGGAUGAAGAUAAGCGCUCGGUGAAUGGGAAACACCAGCACGGAGGCACCGCUACCUUUCCCCGAUCUUGACAAACACGCUCAUCCUUCCGUUGGCGAGAUUUGCGCACCCGAGACCGGAGCCGGUGUCUGCGCUCUGCGGGGCCGGGCGCGCGUCGUCUGGGAGGAGUAGGGAGGAUGGAGGCGUUUUUCACAGAGGGGGCCCGUGUUUGGGUCAAAGAGAAGGAGCAGCUGGUUCCUGGCACAGUCAACUCCUGUGGAGAUGGAACCCUUAUCAUUACAACCGACUAUGGAGAGGUCUUGUACUUGCAGCAGGCCGAGGUUACCAGGGAGCGGGUCUACGCGAUGCACCAGUCCAGCAUCGAUGGGGUGGAGGACAUGUCGGCACUGGCUGAGCUGCAUGAGGCCGCCAUCAUGCACAACCUGUACCAGCGCUACCAGAAGGAUAACAUCUAUACUAAUAUCGGCAGCAUCCUGGCAGCCGUCAACCCCUACAAGCAGAUCCCAGGUCUGUAUGACACAGAGAGGGUGGAUCUGUACUCCAAGCACCAUCUAGGGGAGCUCCCUCCGCACAUCUUUGCCGUGGCCAAUGAAUGCUACCGCUGCAUCUGGAAACGCCACGACAGCCAAUGUGUCCUCAUCAGUGGUGAAUCAGGGGCAGGAAAGACGGAGAGCACUAAAUUGUUGCUUCAGUUCUUGUCCAUGAUGAGCCAGAAAUCAGCCGGGACUCCUCCAUCAGAGAAAAGUACACGAGUGGAGCAGGCCAUCGUACAGAGCAGUCCGAUCAUGGAAGCGUUUGGUAAUGCUAAAACUGUUUACAACAACAACUCCAGUCGCUUUGGGAAAUUCAUCCAACUUCAUUUCUCUGAGGGCGGCAACAUCCAGGGAGGCUGCGUCAUUGACUAUUUACUGGAAAAGAACCGAGUGGUGCGACAAAAUCCUGGAGAACGAAACUACCACAUCUUCUACGCUCUGCUGGCGGGAACUAACAAGGAGAAUAAAAGCCUCUACUUCCUGGAGGACUCGCCUGAAGCUUUCCACUACCUCAGCCAAUCAGGAUGUCUGAAAGACAAGAGCCUGAAUGACAAAGAACUGUUCAACAGUGUUAUGGAGGCACUGAAGGUGUUAGAGUUCACAGAGGAGGAGAUCAGAGACAUGUUUAAGCUGCUGUCAGGAGUCUUACAGCUGGGAAACAUUGAGUUCAUGACUGCAGGAGGAGCCCAGAUCACCACCAAGCAAGUGGUCACUAAUGCCAGUGAACUGUUGGGCCUGGAUGCCUUCCAACUGUCUGAAGUCCUGACUCAGCGCUCCAUAAUCCUCAGAGGAGAGGAAAUCUGCUCCCCACUCACUAUAGAGCAGGCCGUGGAUUCCCGGGACUCUGUUGCCAUGGCGUUAUAUUCCCAGUGUUUCUCCUGGAUCAUCCUCAAGAUCAAUCAGAAGAUCAAAGGGAAGGAAAAUUUUAAAUCCAUCGGCAUCCUUGACAUCUUUGGCUUUGAGAACUUUGAGGUAAAUCGUUUCGAGCAGUUUAAUAUCAACUAUGCCAACGAGAAACUUCAGGAGUACUUCAACAAGCAUAUCUUUUCCCUGGAGCAGCUCGAGUACAACAGGGAAGGUGUCCAGUGGGACGCCAUAGACUGGAUGGACAAUGCCGAGUGUCUUGACCUUAUAGAGAAGAAACUGGGCUUGUUGGCACUAGUGAAUGAAGAGAGUCGGUUCCCCAAAGGAACUGACUUCACACUGCUGGAAAAGUUGCACAGCAGACACUCUACAAACCCUUACUAUGUAAAGCCAAGACUUGCUGACCAUCAGUUUGGCAUCAAACAUUAUGCCGGGGAGGUCCUGUAUGAUGUUAGGGGGAUCCUGGAGAAGAACAGAGAUACCUUCAGAGACGACAUCCUAAACAUGCUCAAGGACAGCAGACUGGACUUCAUCUAUGACUUGUUUGAGAAAGUUGGCAGCAGGAACAAUGAGGAGAAGAUGGGCACAGCCAGACGCAAACCUACCGUGAGCUCCCAGUUCAGGGACUCCCUCCAUGCUCUCAUGGCCACUCUGAGUGUAUCCAACCCUUUCUUUAUUCGCUGUAUUAAGCCCAACAUGCAAAAGAAUCCAAGUGUGUUUGACCCAGAGGUCGUCCUGAACCAGCUGAGGUAUUCUGGGAUGUUGGAGACUGUGAAGAUUCGUCGGGCCGGGUUCCCUGUCCGCAGAACCUUCAAAGAUUUCUUCUCUCGGUAUAAGAUCAUUCUGAAAGAGAAAGGGCCAGCAGCAGCAGCAGCAGAUGAUAAGAAGAGAAGUACAGACUUUCUAAUGAAAUAUGACAAGACCAAGAAAGAGUGGCAGCUGGGCAAGACCAAGGUGUUUUUGAAAGAGGCUCUGGAGCAGCGUUUAGAGAAGGACAGGGAUGAAGUCCGACGCCAAGCUGCCAUGAUAAUUCGAGCCCACCUACUCACUUUCUCUGCCAAGAAGCACUUCCAGCGCAUACGAGCCAGUGUCAUCACCCUCCAGAAACACUUCAGAAAGCACAUCCAACGCAGGCGGUUCGUGAAGCAACGUAAGGCUACGCUGGUGCUGCAGAGACACAGGCGAGGUCAGGUCGCCCGUGCUCGAGUUCGAAAACUCAGAGAAGAGAAGAAGAAAAAGGAGGAAGAACAAAAGAAGAAAGAGGAAGAUGAGAAGAAGCCGACGGCCGAAGGGGAGCAGGAGGAAGUGAAUGAAGGAGCAGAGAAAAAACCUAAAUCGUCAGAGGAAACGGCUUCUUCUUCUGUGCGUUUCUUAUUACAGUUAAAUAAAAGCAUUGUCCUCCCUUUGAUUUACAGAAUAAAGCAAAUUAGAUUUAGUUUAUUUGAUGCUGACAUGUCCCUUUUCUCCUCUCUUCCCCUUCAGGAUGAGGCCCGGCAGAUGGAAGAGAUCCUGCAGUUGGAGCGUGAGAUUGAGCGCUUGCAGAAGAAGAGAGAGGACGAGGUGUCCCAGCUGUGUGAGUCCUCCAAACAGGAGCUGCAGCUGCGACGGGAUGCCGAGCUCAAGCGUAUGAAGAAAGAGGCGUCCCGCAAGGCCACAGAGCUCAUCGACCUCCUCAACUUCGGAGGCGUGGAUCCGUCACUGGGAGCAGAAGCAGCCAAGCCUGCUCCAGAGGUGAAAGCUCCGAAACCUGUGAGUGCCACCAGGGGUGCGUCUAAAGAAGAGGAGGUAGACGAAGGGUUUCAUGCGGAGGAGGAGUGCAUCCCUCUCCCUGACUUCCCUCCUCCUGCUGAGACAGAUGCUCCUUUGGAUCAGGAGAUAUUUGCUCACCUCCCUCCUCCCCCGCCUGCAUUUGCAGAGGGGACAGUGCCUCCUGCACCACCUCCUCUAGCCACAGAUGGUGUUCCUGGAAUUCCUCAUCCUCCUCCUCUACCUCCACCUGGAGAUGGCUCCACUGCCCCCCCACCUCCUCCUCCACCACCCCCAGGAGAAGGGGAGCAGAAAGAAGGAGCAAAGGCGGAACCGGAAAGGAAGGUGAGCAUGGUGGAGAGCCUGGUGGACGGGGAGGAGCCGAUCUAUAGCAUGCCGGCCGAUACCGAGUCGGAUUACGACCAGGAGGAGGAGGAGGGGUCUGUCAAUGCCGGAGAUGACAGCUCUGUAUCGGGGAGCAACCGCGGGAGUGCCGCUGUGGCGGAUGAUGAGCAUCCGAGAAAGUCAACCUGCACCAACGCCAGCAUCGAGUCCUACAGAGGCAGCUCUGACUCUUAUGCAGACAGUGACGAUGAACAUGACGGCAUGAUGGACACUGAUGAAGAAGUGACUAAUGGGAGAGUGACAUUGCUUAAUGGAAAUGGACCGCCAUAUUUCCACGGCUACCUCUACAUGAAGGCUGGUCUGAUGAUCCCGUGGAGGAGGCGCUGGUGUGUGUUGAAGGAUGAAACCUUCAUGUGGUUCCGGUCCAAACAAGAGUCUCUCAAGUCUGGCUGGCUCUACAAGAAGGGAGGAGGCCUCUCUACUCUCUCACGGAGGAACUGGAAGAUGCGCUGGUUCGUACUGAGGGACAGCAAGCUGAUGUACUACGACAACGACAGUGAGGAGAAGCUGAAGGGAACCAUUGACAUCCGAGCUGCCAAGGAGAUUGUGGAUAAUCAUGAAAAGGAGAACGCUCUGAACAUUGUGACGGAUGAGAGGACCUAUCAAGUGUUUGCUGAGUCACCAGAGGAUGCAAGUGGAUGGUUUAAUGUGCUCAGUAAGGUACGCGUGUGCACUCCUGAGCAGCUGCUGGAGAUGUCACACGAACAGGCCAACCCAAAGAACGCUGUGGGAACUCUUGACGUGGGGCUGAUCGACUCUGUUUGUGCUUCAGACAACCCUGAUCGGCCCAACUCCUUUGUCAUCAUUACGGCCAACCGUGUGAUCCACUGUAACAGUGACACACCGGAGGAGAUGCAUCACUGGAUCAGUCUGCUACAGAAACCCAAAGGAGACGCCAGGAUAGACGGGCAGGAGUUCCUUGUUAGAGGCUGGCUCCAAAAGGAGAUGAAGACGAAUGCUAAGAGCACCUCCCUGAAGUUGAAGAAGCGCUGGUUUGUUUUGACCCACAACUCCCUGGAUUACUACAAGAGCUCGGAGCGAAAUUCCUCCAAGAUGGGAACUCUGGUCCUCAACUCCCUCUGCUCCAUCAUUCAGCCGGAUGAACGAGUGCACAGGGAGACAGGUUACUGGAACAUCACCGUGUACGGGAGGAAGCAUUCCUACCGCCUCUAUACCAAGAUGCUGAACGAGGCCAUGAGGUGGACAGCUGCCAUACAGGGAGUCAUAGACAGCAAGACACCCAUAGAAACUCCAACUCUGCAGCUCAUCAGAGACAUCAAGGAGAACAGUGUAAACCCAGACAUCGUGGAGCAAAUGUACAGGAGGAACCCCAUCCUCAGAUACACUCAGCAUCCUCUGCACUCCCCUCUAUUGCCGCUCCCUUAUGGAGAGGUCACCAGCCUACAAAGGCAGCAGGGCUAUGCCAGUCUGCAGGAUGAGGCUGUGCGAGUCUUCAACUCACUGCAGGAGAUGGAGACCCUGGCAGACACGGUGCCCAUCAUCCAGGGCAUCCUGCAGACCUGCCAGGACCUGCGCCCUCUCAGGGAUGAGGUAUACUCUCAGGUGAUCAAGCAGACCAAUCAUGUGCCUCAGCCUAACAGCCCAGCUAAUCGAGCACACUGGCAUCUGCUCACCUGCAUGAGCUGCACCUUCCUACCCAGUCGAGCCAUCCUCAGAUACCUCCGCUUCCACCUCAAGAGGGUACGUGAGCGCUUUCCCGGCACAGAUAUCGAGCGCUACGCCAGUUUCAUUGGGGAAUCCCUAAAGAAGACCAAGACUCGUGAGUUCGUUCCCUCUCAGGAGGAGAUCGCCGCCCUGCUGGUGAGGCAGGAGAUGAGCACCACCGUCUACUGCCAUGGGGGAGGCUCCUGCAAGAUCUCCAUCAAUUCGCACACCACAGCCGGAGAGGUUGUGGAGAAGUUGAUCAGAGGUUUGGCCAUGGAGGAGAGCAAGAACCUGUUUUCUCUGUUCGAACACAACGCCUUCACAGACCGAGCUCUGGAGAGCAGGGUGAUUGUGGCAGAUGUUCUGGCCAAGUUUGAAAGACUGGCAGGAAGCGAAGAAGAGGAGGAGGAAGGUGAAUGGAAACUCUACUUCAAGCUCUACUGCUUCUUGGAUGUGGAGAGCAUGCCAAAAGAAGGAGUAGAGUUUGCUUUCAUGUUUGAGCAGGCCCACGAGUCUCUGAUAAGUGGUCACUUCCCGGCCUCAGAGGAGACUUUGCAGCACCUGGCCGCUUUACGUCUCCAGUAUCUCCACGGUGACGGGGCGGGUCGUGCCGGGUGGAGCUUGGGAACCGUUUAUCCAAUUGGACGUCUCCGCAAUCGCAUCCUUCACUCCACCAAACCGGGCGUAGGGGCGGCAGGUGGAGCCGGAGGAGCAGGAGGGGGAGGACCAGGAGAUGGGAAGGGCACGGUGGGAGGACCGGGAGGUAUCCCGGUCCCGGCAGAGAAGCGAAAGACGCCGAGCUUCCUGGAUGGCACCUUGAGGAGAAGCUUCAAGACUGGUUCGCUGAAGAAGCAGAAGGUGGAGGAAGAGCAGAUGCUGGAGAUGUGGGUGAAGGAGGAAACGUCUGCUACACGGACCAGCGUUCUGGAGAAGUGGACCCGGCUACAGGGCAUGCCUCAGCAUCAGGCCAUGCUUAAAUACAUGAGCAUUGUCAAGGAGUGGCCUGGAUACGGAUCCACUCUGUUUGAUGUCGAGUGUAAAGAGGGUGGUUUCCCUCAUGAUCUGUGGCUGAGUGUGAGCGCUGACAACGUGUCAGUGUAUAAACGAGGUGAACCUAAGCCCCUGGAGACCUUCCAGUACGAACACAUCACCUUCUUUGGGGCUUCACAGCCCUGCACCUACAAGAUCAUCGUGGAUGAGAGGGAGAUGUUCUUUGAGACACCACUGGUUGGGGAGAUCACCAAGAUCAUGAGGGCCUACAUUAACAUGAUGGUGAAGAAACGCUGCAGCAUCAUGUCAGUGACCAGCAUCACCAGUUCCUGGGCCAGGUGAUCGCCACCAACUAGUCAGAGCCCUCAGUUCAUCCAGUGGCAACAAAUGUCUCAGCCCCCCCACGCCCCCUGCAUUGGAUGGUCGGUUUUGAUGGAGGCAGUCGCACCAAACAACUAAUCCUCAAGAAUCAAAGGGUGGUGGAUGAGCGUCUAUGAUGGAACGGGGAAAAGCAAGAAGUGGAUACAGAGGCCAAACGCACACUCUGCUGGCCUGGGUUUCACUUGGGAUAAAGGGGAUCUAUUUAGAAAUGAGCAUGACAAAGAAAAACAAACCUGUAUUUUGGGAUUGUCCUUUCAAAUACAUAACCCUCCAGCAGUUGCAGUCCUGCAUGUAGAUGUUCAAGCACACUCCAAACUUCUCUCCGCUUUCCUUUCCGGACAAAACUCAGUAAUAACAAGCACAACUCAGCCGCCCAGCCCCAGCCUGUCCCAGGUGGCUCCCUCUCCCUGCCCCCCCUCAGUGCACUGCCAGACAGAAGAAAAGCCACACUUUCUCAGUUAAAUCUGUUUCUUUCUCUCUCCUCCAGUUUCAGAGUCUCUCUCUUUCUCUUCUCGUGUCCUCACUCCUGUUGCAUCUUUGUUUGGUAUUAAGUUAUAAUGCUGAAUUCUUGUUCUUGCUUGCUUUCUCUCUGUUGUUUUUUCGCUGUCGUUUAUCUGUAACAUCAGCUGUUAUUACAUCUGUCUGUGACUGAGAAAAAGGACUCAAUGAUUCUUCUUCGGGGCUACCAAAGGGGAAAAAGAUUUCCCUGCUCGACAUAGUGUUCACUUGCUCACUCGUCAGUGCCACCGUGUGGCCACAAGAAGAAAACACAGCCAAUGGAAGUGGCUUAAAAUAUUUCUGAACAAUAUCAAAUAGAUAUUCUUGAGAAGAAAGAGUGGAGGCUCUGUGGUCACGUUUAGCUUGACAUGAAGAGUCUGUGCAUGGCCUCAAUUGGCUCUACAAGGAAAAAAGUAUCAACCCGAAUAGUAUGAGACAAAACAUUUCCCUAUCUAUGUCUACAUAUAACACACACUGCGUAUAUCUAUUGUAUAUUCACAUACACAUAAACUGAACCAACAUGUAUUGUUUUGUACUGUAUAUCACACAUUAUAAGAGUUAUAAUUGAAUUUUCGGUGGACACUGCACUGUACAGUAUAUAGAUGCCAUACUAAAUGCAAUGUGACACCUCUCGUGUAAAAUACAUGCAAGUGAAUGGUGUUAAUAAUGACCACUGUAUGUCUGAAUAUGAUGCCAAUACUGUACAUCGUUCACUGGAUGUGCCAUUAAUGUGACUCACAGAGAAAUAAGAGUUAAUCGUAAAAACACAGACCAUAAUGAAGCUGGUGGACGGUGGUCAUGUUUUCACAGUGUUCUGGUGAAUUUAUCAUUGUUGUUAUCUGUGGGACUCACUCUGCAGCAUCAAUUGGAGCCAUACAAUACUGUAUAUCCUUGUCUGCUCAUGCUAUUCUCACUUUUUUAUUUACUAAGAUCAGUGACUUAUACAAUAAUGCAUAAGAGCUCCAGUUUGUCUGUGUUUCCAAAUCUGUUUAUGAACAUGUGACUUUUAUUACUGAUACUACUAUUAUUACUGUAUGCCCCCAGCUAUCUUAACCACCCUGAAGUGCUGUGUCUGGAAAGCUGCUGUAUGUAUGUAUGUAUGUAUGUAGUGUGUGUGUGUGUGUGUGUGUGUGUGUGUGUGUGUGUGUGUGUGUGUGUGUGUGUGCGUGCGUGUAUUUAUGGUGUAAUCCAAAAAGUUGGAAAAGAAAAGGGAAAUAAGAAAUGAGAAAAGAGAAGUGAUUUUACUGAGUGUAUUCCUUUGAAAUAAGAUGUAUUUAAACGACUAACCUUUGCAAAGAAUGGUGUUGUGAUCGUGAGUUAAAGGGAAAAGCAUGGGAUUUGAAGGGAGGGUUGUGGGUUAUUUAUUUCUUAUUGAACUGUAUGUAUUGCAAGGCGUGUUUGGGAGGAUAGUGUAUUAAAAAUAUAAUGGAAUUUUUCACUCUCGGUGCAAGAGGAGAAGAUAAGACACUGUGAGGAUAUGGGCUCAGAGAUGGUUUAAUUGUGCACUGGGAAUGCUGACAGUCAUCAACACUGCUUUGUGUGUGUGUGUGUGUGUGCGUGUGUUUAUGGACUGAAAGUGAAAUCACAUUAUGUCAACAUCACCCGACUAUGUGGCACUCCAGGAAGGAGGCAGUAUAACACCUCUAGAGGACAAAAACAGUUUCUAAGCAAAGUGUUUCCCCACAUCCAAUAUCCAGCGGGAAUACUUAGAUAACCCGGAAAAAUACUGUCUAAUCUGAAAACAUGGGCCAAUUACUUUCAUUUGGUUAAGCAAAAGUUUCUAAACUAGUUCCUAUGUCAAUAAUAAUUUCUAUAUUAUGCCCCAUUGCUGCUAUUCAGGCCAGAUAUUUAAGUGAGGUUGAACUUCUUAAGGUUGUCUAUCUGGAGUGCCACAUACAGGGCCAAAGCCAGGAUUUUAGAAAUACUGAGGUCAUGAGUCCAAAUGAGUCAAUGACACCAAAAAUUAUAUUAUAAAUUGUAUUUUAUUCUUCUUAUUUCUGUUCAGUUAUAACAUUUUAUUUUCCAACAUGGUCUAAAUGAUCUUAACCUCCCCCCUACACUAUCAGGAACCACAUUUUGGUGAGGAAAUGGCAAUUUAUUUAUUUAGCCUGCAAGAAUUUAAAUGUAUAUUUAUUCUAACAAAUACUGGAAAUAAGCUAAAAGUAUUCACCAAAUAUGUGUUUCACUUUACCACCUUUGCUAAAAUGCCCAAAAUUCCUAAAAAAAAUAUACCAAGGACAUGACCUCGGUGUCUUUAAUGGUGGCUAAGGCCCUGGCUGCAUACACACAGCCCACUGGGAUCCUGCCUAUAAAGUUAGAAUAAACAGAACUCACUCACAGGUUCCAGUCUGAACUUUGGGUUAUUUUAGUUUUGGCUAAAAUGAGAGGAGAACCAGAGAGAGUAACCCAUAAGCCAUAAGUAACGAGGAACCUGGAGCUGUCUGUUCUAGUUAUUCUAUGUCUUUGGUUCUGUCUGUCACUGAUAUUACACUGAGUUGGAGGAAGUUGCCCCAUAGUUGCUGAAAUGCAAUCAGUGUGUUUGCUGAAUAGAACAACAAAUUAAAGUUAGAUUUUGCAGUAUCUGAUCGCAAAUCUGUUUCCAAGGGCAACUUCAUCACAAAGGGUCCUGUUAUCAGCCGCAGGCGGCCAGAGUGGGGCCCAUUCUUAUCUUAUGUUAUGCUUAUUAUCAUCAUUACAUAGUGAAACAUAUUGUGCUUGUUAAAAAAAGAGAAAGAGAGAGAUAUGUGUGUUGUUCUUUUUUAUUUGUAACUGGCUUUACAAAAUUAUGCUUUAAUAAAUUAUUGGAAUUAUUGUCCAUUA